Molecule: messenger RNA, 2340 nt
Organism: Nothoprocta perdicaria
Lineage: Eukaryota; Metazoa; Chordata; Aves; Tinamiformes; Tinamidae
Gene: ISY1
Product: ISY1 splicing factor homolog
Exons: 11
Coding region: 19-864 (281 amino acids)
Biological process (GO): generation of catalytic spliceosome for second transesterification step; mRNA 3'-splice site recognition
Cellular component (GO): Prp19 complex; post-mRNA release spliceosomal complex; catalytic step 2 spliceosome
Source: RefSeq, a predicted model, not a curated record
GCGCGGGCGGCUGCAGCCAUGGCCCGGAACGCGGAGAAGGCCAUGACAGCCUUGGCAAGAUUUCGUCAAGCUCAACUGGAAGAAGGGAAGGUUAAGGAGCGAAGACCUUUCCUUGCAUCAGAGUGUAAUGAACUGCCUAAAGCUGAGAAAUGGAGGCGACAGAUCAUUGGGGAAAUUUCCAAGAAAGUGGCACAGAUUCAAAAUGCUGGGUUAGGCGAAUUCAGAAUUCGGGACCUGAAUGAUGAAAUCAACAAACUUCUGAGGGAGAAAGGACACUGGGAAUUCAGGAUAAGGGAGCUGGGAGGCCCUGAUUAUGCUAGAAUUGGACCUAAGAUGCUAGAUCAUGAAGGAAAAGAAGUUCCGGGAAAUAGAGGUUACAAAUAUUUUGGAGCUGCGAAGGAUUUACCAGGUGUUAGAGAACUUUUUGAAAAGGAACCUCUUCCACCACCCCGGAAAACUCGUGCUGAGCUUAUGAAAUCCAUCGAUGCAGAAUACUAUGGCUACAGGGAUGAAGAGGAUGGUAUUCUGGAGCCACUGGAGCAAGAAUAUGAGAAGAAAAUUAUAGCAGAAGCAGUGGAAAAGUGGAAAGCGGAGAGAGAGGCACGACUCGCGAGAGGCGAGGAGGAAGAGGAGGAGGAAGUAAAUAUCUAUGCUGUCAAAGAUGAUGAGUCUGAUGAAGAAGGUGGCAAAGUAAAAGAAGGUGAAGAAGGCCAACAGAAAUUUAUUGCACAUGUUCCUGUGCCAUCUCAACAGGAGAUUGAGCAAGCUCUUGUACGGAGGAAGAAGAUGGAGCUUCUUCAAAAAUACGCUAGUGAAACUCUUAUGGCCCAGAGUGAAGAAGCAAAAAGACUUCUAGGGUUGUAACAUUGCAUCAGUAUGUCCUGGUUUUUAUAUAAUCCAUCCUAGAGUAGUAGGUUCACAUAUUCUGCUGGCAGUAAUGCAUAUCUGAGAAGCUCCCUGUGGGUGCUAGGAAUAAGGGGUGAUAAGGUUAUGGUGACAUGUAAAAGGCAAAAGAACAGUUUGGUUUUGUAUUCUGGAAUUACUUGUUCUGCAGUAUUGAAAAAACAAGCCUCGAUUAAUUUGAUCUGUUUUCAGUAACUGUCUUUAACACAUUUACUUUGUGAAACAGUCUGUGUACUGGUGUAUCUUACUGGCAGUAAUUUUUUAAAAGCUGACGGAAAUCUGCCUGUUGCUCCUCUUCCCAGUUUCUCCAAAAUACUAUAAUUGUACACAUAUUUAUCCUUUUAGUUAUCUUUAGCCCAGGUCACCAGAACCCUUUUUCUUAGUUUACAACCUGUUUAGAGAUAGUUUGGCAGAUCUCAUGAAUGACUCCGAAGUUGAUUUGUUUUAUUUCUUUAUCUGACAUUCUUUAUCUGAUGCAUUUCUAUGCUGCUAUGUAUAAAAGUUGUUGCCCUUUUAUUAUUUGUAGCUGUACCWAGUUGGAUUGCUCAAGUACUGAAUAUUUUAGCAGCUAUUCAGCUAUUGUAAAUACUUUCCCAUUUGUCACCUUUUUAAGUAAGAUAUUUUUAGUAAAUCUUUUAUACAAAUAYAUGUUUUGUUUCAUUCUAGCUCAAAAGAUGUUUUUUUUUCUUUAACUGUAUCCAAAAAAUAAGAACCUAAAUAGGUAUCUGUGUGGGAUUGAACUCUGGCAUCCCCCAUUGUUCUCAGCCUGAGUAGUGCGAGAAGAACUGUUUAGGGUCCUAUGGAUGACUAACUUUUUUCUACAGAUACAAAUGAAAUUUUAAAUAAGAAAUGAGCAGCAAAGAGCAGAAGUGUUAUCUAAAGAAAACAAUGUUUAACUAAGCAGCCACAUCUGGAAAAAUCUGGUGUUUCUAGAUGCUCUUCAAUAUUGGUUUUUAUCUUUUGUAAAUCUGCUGUAGAACCGUGAAAUCUUUGAAUUACUGUGACAGGCUCUGUCUUAUUUAAUGUGAAUKAUUAUCCAAAAAGGCCUUGAAGCUGUCGGAAACAUGGCUACCAACUUUGAGGCUUAAACACCAGAACCAAGCCCCAAACUGGAGCAUUGACAGUAAGCAGGUAAUGAAUAUUACAGACACUUGUAAUCUAAACAUUUACUUGCUUUGUGAAACCCUUGACUUAGUAAUCAUGUAACAAACUAGUACAUCUCUCAUUCAGCAUAAUGUUUUAAAUGUGCUCUGAGAUGCAAGUUUUCUCCUAAAUUGUUUUCUGUUUUUGCUUCUAUCCCUUGAUUCUUUUCUGUUCUUGAAUUCCACAGAAUUUGUGGAAGGUGGUAGGCUUUCUUGUGUUCUUUAUGUUGCUGUAAAAGAGAGGUCUGUUUUCCUGGAACAUAUUUGGCCACCAGGAAUGAAGGAAUUGGCUCCC